AUGUCUUACUCUGCCAGCGAGUCUCGAGUACGAGAGGAGCUUUCUGCGCUGCAGGCUGCUGGUGAUGAGCUCAGUCAGAAAGCGGCUGCUGCCCUGCAGACUCUUCUGGACGAUCUGGCACAGGCGCAUGCAGAUGCAGCAUCAGCAACUCUCAACAACGAGCAGCGAUUCCAUCAGCUUGAGCAAGAGACUAUCACUGCCCGCUGUGAGGCUGAAGCGAGUGUAAAACUCAAGGAUGAAGCCCUCAAGCAGAAGCAGCAAUUGCAGGAUCAGGUUGCCGGCUUGAACAACGAAAUAUCUUCCAUGCAGAAAAAGAUCAAUGACACGAAUGCCGAGUUGCAGCGUGUCAAUGCACAGCUGCAAGAAGUGAAGAGAGACAAGGACGAGCUUGUGUGGACACAUGAACGCAGGAGCCAGGAAGCUGAAAAGGCGAAAGAGGAAGCAAACCAGCUGCGAAAGAGGAGCUCAGAGCAAGCGCAGGAGAGGCAGCAGCUGCUGCUUCAGAUCGAGGAAAUCCGCGACACUCUGACGAAGCUCAAGCACGCGGAGUCCGAGCUUUCCUUCGUCAGCAACAACUUGAGUGAGAAAACGCACGAGCUCUCUAAGCUAUCCACGGAAUCUCACUCGAGGAUCUCACGCCUCGAGCGAGAACUUGCUGCUGAAAAGACCGAAGUCUCUCGUCUGAAUACUGUCGCGGAGGAGUGGAAAAAGUCCUGCAAAGAGCAGGAAGAAGCAUACAGAAACCAGAUCGAGAAGGCUCAAACCGUCACGCAAGAGUUCAAUGCAACCAAGGCUCUCCUUGAAUCAGAUCUUGACAAUAAGAACAAGUUGUUGAAUUUGGCCAAAAGUGCACAAGAAGACAGCGACAAAGAAAUCGCAAAGCUACAAUCUAUGAAUACCGCUCAUCUUAAUCGAGUCCGGGUACACCAGCUUUAUUCACGCAGUGCAAGUCUUAGUGUGUCUGAAUCAUGGAUUGCUCAGGUUGCGGAAGAAACUCUUGCCAAAGAGAAAAGUGAGGCUGCCACGAAGAUUGCAGAGCUCGAGAACAGAUUAAAGGAAGCAGAGAAGACCCGAACUGAGUAUCAGGGAGAGGGCAACAAUGAACUUCUCGAGAAGAUCUUGACAAGCUCUCCAGCUGCAGUUGCUUCUGAAUUUGUUCGUGAUGGCCGCAUUGCUGAAAUCUACAAGGUCCUGGAGGAUACAUGCGAAUUGCUACACAGAGAGCGACAUGAGCGAGUGCAAGCUGAAGCUUGUCUCUCUGAAGUGGUCAAGGAGCUGCAAGAUAAGGGCCCUGCUAUUCUCAGGCAAAGGCAGGAAUGGGAAAGCGCAGUGCAGGCCAAUCAAGUUACCAAUCACAAGCUAGAGGUAGCUCUUGGUGAACUACAAGAAAUGAAAGCAGCCAUGGAAUUUCUGCGCCUUCAGCGCGAGCGAAGCAUGUCUGAUGCUGCUUCAUUGGAACGGCAAAACAAAGAUCUCACUAUGCAAUGUCGUGCUCUAUUGCGAGAAGUGGAAGAGCUGAGAAAUCAGCUUGCGUCACCUGCUGUUCAGCGUGCGUUGGUCAGGAGUAGUUCGCAGGGACAGAACCAAGGCACACCCAACAUUGAUGAGAACAACAUGCCCGAAGUUGGAACUGGAGUAGAUGCUCAGAAUUUCAUCACACAACAUCUUGUGAUUUAUAAGAAUGUAAAUCAACUUCAGGAACAGAACCAGAAGCUUCUGAAGGUCGUUCGCCAACUAAGUGCUGACAACGAGAGAGAAACAGAGAAGAUGAUGCAACAGCUGCGCGAGGAAUAUGGUAAUAAGAUAGACGUGGCUCUAAAGGAGGUCCAGGAGAUCCGACAGGAACGCCAGGAGCUCGAAACACGUGUUGCCAACCUUGUGCAACAAAGAGACAUGUACAGAAUUCUUCUUGCAGAGGCGGACAGGUCUGCUAUUGGAGAAGCCAUGGGAGAGCAGAGCUCAGCAGCAGUUGGAAUCUCAACUAUUUCAGAGGUGAUGUCUCCCGGCUCAAGUGGAGUGAGGACCACAAAGGACGCAAUCAAGAUGUUAGAGCAAGAGAACAACGAGCUCAAGGAGAGAAAUGAGGCUGCCUUGUCCCUCCUUCGCUCUGAGUUAGCGACUGCACAAGAUGCAAAGUUGAAGGCUGAACAGCGUGCUGCACAGUCUGAGAGCGAUGCCUCGUUCCUCCGGGACAGACACAAAUCACUCCAGUCUACCAUGGACUCGAUGAAUACUGAGAUUACGGGGCUCAGAGCCAAGAUCUCUGAGCUCUCCAUGAAUGUCUCGUCAUAUGAACGCAAAGUUUCGGAUCAGCAGACUGAACUCUUGAAUGUCCGUUGGGAGAAGCAGAAGGAGAGUGAUUCUAAGAUUACAGCAGAGACGUCUCUGAAGCACUCAGAGGCCAAGAUCAAUCAGCUCAACCAGGAAAUUGAAGCAAUCAAGAAUGAAAAGAAUCAAAUGCAAAGACUCCUAAACCAGAUUUCGAUGUCAAGAGAUGAAGAUCAGCGACGAUGGUCGGAGGACCUGAAACGAAUGAGUGAAGACUUGGAAAGAAAGGAGAAGGAUCUCACAGACCUUCGCAGCGAGGUUGCCAAAGAAAGAUCGAAGCUUGAUGAAAUGAGGGUAGCUUAUGAGUACAAGAUUGGAGAAUUGCGAGCGUCCAUGAGAAAGUCAGAUGAAGAAAUGGCUCAUUUGCGUGAAGAUAACAUCAAGCUGGAAAGUGCUGCGAAGAACUCUCAAGAAAAGGCGGACUUUUUCCAGAAGCAGCUCGAGUCUGCAGAGUCAAGAUUCAGAGAAGCUCUUUAUCAACAGCAGCAGUCAAGAUCACUCGCAAUCGAGGAUUCUUCGAAUCAGCAUCGCGACAACUGGAAGUCGAUUGCAACGCAGCAUGAGCAGGAGCUUACGACUCUCCGCCAGCAUCUCGACACUAGCAGGGAGAGGGCAGAGAAAGAAAGGGCAGAGCUUGAGGCCCUCCUCUCCGAGAAGACCACCCUCUUAGCACAAAGACAGGAGGCCAUUUCCAAAUUGACCGAGCAGGUUCGGACUGCGACUUCUGAACGAGAUCAGCUUCAGCAGCAAGUCGACACCCGAGAAGGAGGCUUGAAGGCCCAGAUCAACCAGCUGGAGCUGGAGCGAGAUGGUCUUCGUGAACGAUACAAGCUGAGCGUGGAAGAAAACGAGCGACUUGAUGAAAUGAGAAAGCAGGCCCUUGCAGAUUACGAGCGAGAAGUGUCGCAACAUGCCUCCAAGCUGGAGGAACUGCGGCAGAUCCGCUCUCGGCUUGGGUCAGUCAUGAUCAAGCUCGUUGGUAGCAGACGAUGUGACAUGAAUGUUCAGAGAGGUCGAGGUUCAACUCAAAGAAUCCCAGACAGCUCUCGAAGUGCGUCAUUCCCAUCUCAUAUCGAGUUGCCUGUAAAGUUGCGCAUUCAAGAUUUGGAGCAGAAGCUCGCAAAGAUUGACAAGGAGAAGGAAGAACGUCUGCUGUCUUUGUCGGCCUCCAUCUCGAAUGCGGAUGAGAGCAUGGAGCUUCAAGAUGACAAUGACAAGCAGAUGCGAGAGAUGCGAGAGCAUCUCAGACGGUUGAAACACAAGCUCGACCUGGCAGAAGCUAGGUUGCUUGACUCCGAACAAGAAGCUGCUCGGGCCAAGCAGCGUGCAGACCAUGCGAAUCGAGAGUUGGCGGCGGCGCAAUCUAGACUGCAGAUCGAAUUGGAGCGCAACAGCUCAAUUCUCAACACCGAGAGUCAGUUCCAACACCUUCAGGAACAAGUUCGCAGCUUGAGCAUCUUCAAGGAGAGCAACGCUCAACUUCGAACUGAAGCAAAGGAAGCCCAGGACAAAUGCAACGCCCUUGAGAACAAGUUGAAGGAACUUGAAUCUUCGAUCAUGCCGCUCAAGCAGCUUGAUCAGCAAUGCGCGAGAUGGCGAGAGAGAGUGACGGAGCUGUCCAACAAGUUUGGUGGUGGUGGAAUAGAUAUCAGCGAGCAUGAGAAAGUGCGAAGUGAGCUCGAGAAGGAGGCGGAAAAAACUGCGCAGACACAAAUAGAGCAGCUCCAAACAGAAAGCUCCAAGGCAACUCCUAUCACCGUGGAGGCGAUCCGUGCGCAUGAAGAGUUUAAGAAGAUGGAGGAGGCAAGACGUGAGGCUGUUCACCGCUGCAAACAGUUCUUGGACAAGAACCAACGUCAGAAAGACGAGUUGAAGAAGCAGGCCGACGAGCUUCAGAAAAUGCGCGAUGAAAAGAGCAGCCUCAAGGAGCAGAUUGUCCAGGAGCUCGGACAGCAGCAGUCGUCCAACGUCGAGCCUUUGAAGGCUCAGCUUGCAGAGUCCAAGCAGGAGAUCGAAUCCCUCAAGGCAGAGUGCGAGACUCUGAAAUCCAACCUUACAAAACUUGAGAGCGAGAGGGAUCAACUCCAGCUCACUGUCCAGCAGAAGGAGACUGAGAUCAACAACUUGAAGAGCAAGGCAAAUCCAGCACCAGACACUGAGUUGCAGAAGCAGCUUGAUGAGGCGAAGAAAGAGGUACAGCCAUUCCAUGACUGUCGAGGAUUUGUAGGGCUGACUUUGGUCAAGGUGGAGAAAGUGAAGGCAGAGAGGGAGUCCCUGCAGGCGGAGAUGAAGCAGAUCGUCUCGGGCCUUGAGAGCUCCAAGGCUAAGGUCGAUGAUCCUGCUUCCUUGUCUUCGCUCGGAGGCUCAGUGUCGACCCAACAGGACAACAAGAUGCACUCUGACCGCGCCAACACGCUCCUGCGACAGAUCAAGGAGCUCAAGAGCAACGAUGCCACACUCAAGUCCAAGAUCGCGAGCUUGGAGAAGGAGCUCGAUGCCUUCAAGUCGGCAGCAGCUCAGCAGCCGAAGGAGGUUGUUCAGCAGGAGAGUGCAAGUACCGCAGGAAAAAGGACGGCAGGGCACGACCAGGACGCGAGCUCCACUUCUACCAAGCGACACAAGCCCAGCGAGCAGAGUGAAAUCGCAAGUGAGCCCGCGCAAGCAUCUGUACAGCCAACUGCGACAUCGCAGAAAGACGACAACGUAAUCUCUGCUUCCACGCCCUUGACCUUUCCGUGA
Molecule: messenger RNA, 5067 nt
Organism: Guillardia theta CCMP2712
Lineage: Eukaryota; Cryptophyceae; Pyrenomonadales; Geminigeraceae
Gene: TPR
Product: Tpr, nuclear pore complex component
Exons: 56
Coding region: 1-5067 (1688 amino acids)
Biological process (GO): mRNA export from nucleus
Cellular component (GO): nuclear pore
Molecular function (GO): structural constituent of nuclear pore
Source: RefSeq, a predicted model, not a curated record